This is a messenger RNA of Camelina sativa (false flax), 2696 nucleotides long. Lineage: Eukaryota; Viridiplantae; Streptophyta; Magnoliopsida; Brassicales; Brassicaceae. The record is from RefSeq and is a predicted model, not a curated record.
CCGAUCCACAAACUGUGAAGACCCUCCAUUCUUUGACAAUCCUGACUGUGGAGGUCUCGUCUCGUCUCUCGUGAGCACUUGAUAAAGCAGGUCUUUUUAACUCUGGAUUUGGUAAUUAAUUAGAAUGAGAUCGAGGGAAGGAUCCUUUCUUUGGUUAAGUGUUACCAGUGUUGCGUAGCAAAUGUGUUAAAAGCUGGGUUGUGAAUUGGGGUUUGAUUACCGUGACCAUAUAUAUUAUGGUAGCUGCAUUGUCUUAGCAUCCAAGGGAUUGUUGCUGCUUCUGAUAAUAUUACACCAUAGUCCAUAAACAUAAAUAUUUUGUAUGAAAUUAUAAUCCACAUUAAUUUAAAAUUUUAUCUAAUUGUCUUAUAUUAAUGUGUCGUCAAUCGUCAUCAAUGAAACACUUUGAAUUGGCAUUUCGGCGACAUAGUCUCUAACAACAACCCCGCCGUCUGCUUUUGCCGGACCACCGCAUCUAUUUUCUCCACCAACACCGCUCCUACGAUCCUCUCGUAACCUCCUCCACCACCGUUCGCCACGUAAUCAACCAGCGCCGCCUGCACUGGUCCCAUAUACGCCGCCGAUUCCCAUAUACGAAUCGGUGAUCAGGAUUUUGAUAUCAGGAGCGUCGCGGUUCAUCUACAAAGUAUGCCCUCUGGUUGCAGUAUCAGAGCUCUCUGGAUCAUCAACAACAAUCAGGACAAUGUUGUCUUCUCCAGGAGGUUCCCAGUCGUCGAGAAGCAAUGGUGCUCCUCCGCUUACAAGUCCAAANGAAACGAAAGCACUGACUUAGAUCUUCCUAGACUCCCCACCGAUCAGCAACUCUCCAAUGCUUUCACUCGAAGAAAGAGACAGGAAGGCUCUACUCGUGGAUACGGCAUACGUGUAGCUCAAUCGACUAAAGGAUCAGAUUCUUGGGUUGAUGAUCCCAUCGCUCGUCAUAUUAUCAGCCUUUGUUUAAGCCAAGAAGAUGGUGAUGAUGAUGAUGAUGAUGAAUCUAACGAGCAGAACAUUCUCUGGCCCAUUGCUCUCCACACCAAAUCCUUUUACUCCAUCCUCGUUUUGCCUUUGGUUGACCCAAGGGAGAUGAAGGAUUACCUCAACUUAUCUAGGAGAUCUGACUGUGGUCCAGCCGUUGGUGAAGAUUUCAGUUUGUCGUCUCUCUUGCUUAACAUUUCCUCCAUCACUGGGGCUUUCAUGGUGGCUCAUGCAUUUGGUGACAUCAUUUCUGGUGAUACAGUUGAACCUGAGGUUGUUGUGAGUGCCUCACCGUCAGUUGGGGGGUUGUUUGAUUCACUCACUGGAAGCAUUGGUAUCUCAUCCAGGGCAAAACCUGUUGCUGCUCCUCUUGCAUCUUCUUCCCCGUCUGGAGCUGCAACAUCUGGAUCUACAGCCUCGGAUGCUCCCAAAUCAGGGUCUAGGUUACUCGAUAGAGAUUUGCUUAGGAAUUUUAUCGCUAGUGCUAUGCCGUUUGGUACCCCAUUAGACCUCAGCUUGUCUAAUAUUUUUGCUAUGAAGGCGAAUGGCUUUUCCUCUGCUGAUCCUCCUCCCCAGGAACUUAAGCAACCAGCAUGGAAGCCAUACUUGUACAAAGGAAAGCAAAGGCUAUUGUUCACAAUUCAUGAGACCGUGAACGCUGCAAUGUACGACCGCGAUGAGAUUCCUGAUAAUGUAUCUGUUGCCGGACAGAUAAACUGUCGGGCAGAGCUAGAAGGGCUGCCUGACGUAUCGUUUCCUCUAGCAGGGCUGAGUACAGCCCACAUCGAAGCUAUAUCUUUCCAUCCAUGUGCCCAAGUGCCAGCACAUGGGAUUGACAAGCAGAACAUUGUUUUCCAGCCUCCCUUGGGUAACUUUGUUCUCAUGCGAUACCAGGCAGGUUGUGGACUCGGACCACCAGUGAAAGGGUUCUAUCAGCUAUCAAUGGUCUCAGAAGACGAGGGUGCAUUCCUCUUCAAGGUCCGCCUCAUGGAUGGUUACAAGUCUCCUCUGUCAAUGGAAUUUUGCACUAUCACUAUGCCCUUUCCACGGAGACGGAUAGUGGCAUUUGAUGGGACUCCGUCAGCUGGGACUGUUUUAACCACAGAGCACUCUGUUGAGUGGAGGAUUCUGGGCAGCGGACGUAGUCUUUCUGGAAAAAGCCUUGAAGCAACUUUCCCUGGGACAAUCAAAUUUAGCCCACUGCAGAGCAAGAGGAGAGGGGAUGGGGAUGAAGAAGAGAGCGAGUGCGAGGGUGCAGAGAAUGUGGUGAACGUGGAGGACUUCUUGGUGGAGAAAAUGAACAAGGAUCUACCAGCAGUCGAGUUGGAGGAACCGUUCUGCUGGCAAGCAUAUGACUAUGCCAAGGUCUCAUUCAAGAUAGCCGGGGCAUCUGUAUCACGAAUGUCAAUCGACACAAAAUCAGUCAAUAUCUACCCAACCACAAAGUCGCCGGUUGAGUAUUCUGCUCAGGUGACAUCAGGGGAUUAUAUAUUGUGGAACACAUUAGGGAAGGCUCCAUCUGCAGCCGUCUUGUAAAACCGCCAAGUCUCUUGUUCUUCACUGGUGUUUUAUUUUCUCAUCCCAGAGGAAGUGCGAUUUGUUUGUCUGUUUCUCGAGUGUGAAAUUUUUAAAUGUAUGAGAAUUUUUUUUAUUUUUUGCCGCGGAAGUGGAUAUUGUUGUUUCUUAAAGAUAAAAGAAGAUUGAAUGUUUUUACUUUA